UACCUACUUCAAUUGUGCAGAACUUAUGUGGCCACACAAGUCCAGUAGAGUCUGUAGCUUUUGAUUCAGCAGAGACUUUAGUGGUUGCUGGAUCUUCUUCUGGUGCCAUAAAGCUGUGGGAUUUGGAAGAAACAAAAACUGUUCGCACACUUACUGGGCACAGAUCCUAUUGCACUGCUCUUGAAUUCCAUCCAUUCGGUGAUAUGUUUGCAUCUGGUUCCAUGGACACUAAUUUAAAGAUCUGGGAUAUUAAAAAGAAAGGAUGUAUUCACACAUACAAGGGCCAUACUCGAGGUAUAAGUACCAUAAGGUUCACUCCUGAUGGCCGCUGGGUAGUCUCUGGUGGAUUUGAUAAUGUUGUAAAGGUGUGGGACCUUACAGCUGGAAAGCUUUUGCAUGAUUUCAAAUUCCAUGAAGGACAUAUUCGUUCAAUAGAUUUUCAUCCAACCGAGUUUCUUUUGGCGACGGGUUCGGCAGACAAAACUGUGAAAUUCUGGGAUUUGGAAACAUUUGAGAUGAUUGGAUCUGCUAAGCGUGAGGCGACAGGAGUACGAUCAAUAACUUUCCACCCUGAUGGAAGAAGUAUUUUUUGUGGACUGGAUGACAGUUUAAAGGUUUACUCAUGGGAGCCUGUAAUUUGUCAUGAUUCUGUUGAUUUGGGGUGGUCAAUUCUUGGUGAUCUCUGCAUCCAUGAUGGAAAACUUUUAGGUGGUGCAUAUUAUCAAAAUUCUGUAGCAGUUUGGGUAUCAAAUAUUUCGCUUAUAGAGCCAUAUGGAGCAAGAAUGUCAGAACAGCACAGCCACAUAGAGCAAAAAUGCAACAGUCCAGAAAGUCCUGAUGAGAAAGAAGAAAGCCAUAUAAAAUUCAAGUCCAAUCUGCGCUCUAGAAAGCCAGAUAUUGAACCUAAGGAAAUAAAAAAUAUAUAUGUCGACUGUGUAAAUACUGUCACUUCGAAUAUGGUUGGCUCACUUGAUUCUUCAAAGGUUUUACUCUCAUCCGAUUCCAUGGAAAUCAGUACUGUGGAAAUGAAGAAGCAAGGUUCUGCAGUGAGAUUGCCUGCAAAAGCUAAUGUGACAGCUAAUAAUACAAAUUUUGUUGUGCCUAGCAUCGUACCACGGGAUGAUCCUGAUGGAAAAGAUUUGGUUAGUUCUAGAAAGGAAUUCAGUGUUGCUGCUAAGGGGAAUGAUGAUGUGGCCAAGCCACCUCAUACAAGGAGGCUAUCCAAUGCUCGCUUUGAUAUGGAAAGAAUGUCAGUAUCCCUUGAAUCUGCGGUUUUUGUGAACAGGAGGACUCCUGUAAGAAGUAAGAAGGAGAAGCUUGUGACAGAUGAUAAUUCAAAGGAGUCCUCUAGGGAGGAACAAUCAAAUAUUAAGACUGUGACGGAGAAGUAUGAUAAAACUCCAUCAAUGGAAACACCAUCAAAUGACGAGCACCUGAGUCGUAGCAAAGGAGGAUCGUCAGUUAAAUAUGUCAAUGGAGUGGCAGUUAAGCAUGGAAGGACGCGCAGUCUUGUUGAGAGGUUUGAAAGAAGGGAAAUGUUGAAUAGCGAUGAAAUUCUUACUUCCGAUAGGUCUCAUGUGAGAGCAGCUGAACCUUUACAAACACCUCCCUCGCAGAAUAGGAAUCCACAAAACAUUACAAGGGAGGGGCCAUAUUUGAAUGAUCAGCCACCCGUGGAUGAUAAGCCACCAUUGCCACCUGUGAAUGAUAAGUUACCAGUGGAUGAGAAGCCACCAGUGAAUGAUAAGCCACCUGUGAAUGAUAGGCCACCAGUGAAUGAUAGGCCAUGUGUGAAUGAUAAUAGUGUUAUCGAAAAUCUGAUGCAGAAUCAUGAUGCCCUAUUGAGUACGUAUCGAUCUCGGCUGACAAAGUUACAGGUGGUGCGGCAUUUUUGGGAAAGGAGUGAUGUUAAAGGUGCCAUAAAUGCUGUGAGGAAAUUGCCCGAUCAUUCUGUACAUGCUGAUGUAGUUGGUGUUCUCAUAGAGAGGAUGGAGAUCAUUACGUUGGACCUAUUUUCUUGCUUGCUUCCUGUGCUUUUAGGAUUACUGGAAAGCAAGAUAGAAAGGCAUGCUAUUGUAUCCUUGGAAAUGCUUCUGAAGCUGGUAGCAGUUUUUGGUACGGUAGUGCGAUCAGCUGUUUCCGCACCUCGAGCUGUUGGGGUCGAUCUUCAUGCAGAGGAAAGGCUCAAAUUAUGCAAACAGUGUUUCGUACAUCUCCAGAAUACACAGAAGAUUCUUCCAGAACUUGUAAGGAGGGGGGGAGUGGUAGCAAAAUGUGCACAAGAACUGAAUCUGGUUCUCCAACAAUCAUAACCUGCAUCCCUGUUUGGAAGAGUAGCUUAGCAUAUGCUUAAAAGGGUGAACAGUUUCAUCACAUCAAGAAUGCUUCAAUUUUGCCUUGCUAGUCUACUUUUUGCCACUUCCUUCAAAGUUUCUGGAGGCCUACAUAGAAGAAUUUCGGCGUUAAGGUUUUCUGAUGGCGCAUUAGCUUGGGAUGUGGAUGCCGUUGAAUAUAAUUCAUUUGUAUAGUCUCUCAAGUAUACAUGAGCAUGUAAUCAUCAUGGACAUAAGCAAAAUGUAUACUACUAAUGUUAACUGCAAUUGAAUUAUGGGAUUCAAGGCCCUCUUUCUUAAUUUAUGCCUGAAAUUAUUGCUGAAUGGGGGUUAAAAAUCUCAA
Olea europaea var. sylvestris is the source of this 2676-nucleotide messenger RNA. RefSeq names its product katanin p80 WD40 repeat-containing subunit B1 homolog. Lineage: Eukaryota; Viridiplantae; Streptophyta; Magnoliopsida; Lamiales; Oleaceae. Gene Ontology annotation, molecular function: microtubule binding. Gene Ontology annotation, cellular component: katanin complex. The record is from RefSeq and is a predicted model, not a curated record. Bases 204 to 2312 code for a protein of 702 amino acids. The transcript is spliced from 16 exons. Gene Ontology annotation, biological process: microtubule depolymerization.